AAAACAUUCUAAAAUUAAAUUCAAUAAUUUUAACUUUGAAAAGAUCGUGUUUAAUCGAUUUCGACGGAGAAAACAAAAGCGUCAGGCCUGGUCCAUGAGCAGGGGCUUAUCGUGGUUGGCCUAAAGAUCCUUUUUGCGCCCUAAGAGCAACAAAGGGGCACAAUUCGACGCUUUCUAGUUGUGCAGGGGAAAAGGUAGAAAAUGGUAAAUCAUGAAGAGGAAGAAGAAGAUAUUGUGUGGUUGGACGAAUCUUUCUUCAUCAAUGACAAUUACCAGCUAACUUCUUUCACCUUUGGGUCUCAUGUUCUCCAGCUCUAUUGUCUUCACUCAGCUUCUACUGAUUUUGAUUUGACAGGACAAUUGGUAUGGCCUGGUGCAAUGCUUUUGAAUGAUUAUCUCUCUAAAAACGCUGAGAUGCUUCAAGGAUGUUCCGUGAUCGAAUUAGGCUCUGGUGUGGGUAUCACUGGCAUGCUCUGCAGCAGAUUUUGUCGUCAAAUUCUUCUGACUGAUCAUAAUGAAGAAGUGCUGAAGAUCCUUAGGAGAAACAUAGAGCUCAAUGCAUCUUCUGAAAAUCCUAGUUGUUGUGCUGCACUAGAAGCUGAGAAGCUGGAGUGGGGAAAUUCUGAUCAGAUUAACAGGAUUUUACACAAAUAUCCUGGAGGUUUUGAAUUGAUUCUUGGUGCUGACAUUUGCUUCCAGCAGUCAAGUGUUCCUUUGCUUUUUGAUACUGUAGAACAGCUCCUGAAGAACAGGGGACGCGGACAUUGCAAAUUCAUACUAGCAUAUGUAUCCCGAGCCAAAAUGAUGGAUUUGAUGGUUAUUUCGGAAGCUACUCGACAUGGUAUGCUGAUAAACGAAGUAGCUGGGACAAGGUCUAUGGUUGGAAAUCUUGAAGGAGUCAUCUUUGAAAUCACACUCUGCUAGAGCCUAGAGGUGAUGAAUAUUAUUGGACUGUGGGAAUUUGGGUUCAUGACUCGAUAUCUAAAGAAGCUAGUAACACACAUGAUUGUGGAAGAAAGGAAUCUGAUCUGAUGUGAUAAUGGCUUACCUGGUUGUUUGUGACGUUCUCGCCACCAAAGGAUUGAUGUUUGACUGGAAACGAUUUAGAAGGCAAGCAAGUUUAAUGCUUCCAAAAUCUCUUGUUAUUUAUAAUAGAUCCCAAGUAUGUUAUGCUCGUACUUCCACCCUAGGGCUGGAAAUAGUUGCACUGCAGCAGUGGGUUGAAUUGUAUGUUUAUGUCAAGAUAAUUCAAGAGCCUCAUUUGAGGAUCACAUCAACAA
Messenger RNA from Gossypium arboreum, 1280 nucleotides. RefSeq lists its product as uncharacterized. Gene Ontology annotation, biological process: protein methylation. Bases 202 to 924 code for a protein of 240 amino acids. Gene Ontology annotation, cellular component: nucleus. The transcript is spliced from 8 exons. Gene Ontology annotation, molecular function: protein methyltransferase activity. The record is from RefSeq and is a predicted model, not a curated record. NCBI's taxonomy places the organism in Eukaryota, Viridiplantae, Streptophyta, Magnoliopsida, Malvales, Malvaceae.